AUGUUCUUGCAAGGAAAUAUCAGAAAGGAAAACAAAGACACCUGGAAUAUGAAAGAGCACGCCACCGCGUUCUCAAAGACCUUCUAUAAAUAUCAACAAAGCUACAAAGAAAAGUUAUGUCGAUAAUAGAGAACAAGACAUUGCCGAGAACACAAUGGUAUUCUUGUUUAUAUAUUGCGGUUGAACUUCCAAGAAUCCCAACUUUAUUAUCAUAUCAAAUCUACAAACUUUUACAAACCAAUAUACAGAUACAUACAUUUCUAACCAACAAGAAAACAAAAGCAAACAAGUAAGUAAACUACUCCAAAUAGCAAUAUGCAGUCUCCUUGGUCUAUUCCUUCCGCAGGUUCUCCCCACGAAUCUACAGACAGCACCAACGGGUCCGGGUCAACAACUUGGAGUUUUCGAAGGGGAGAAGAUGACACCCUCGAUGGAGCCAACAAGAAAACCGCCGAAGAUUACGAAAAACUCCUGCAGAAAUACCAGCAAGAAGAGCAGGCACGAAAGAUCGCCCCACCACCUUCCAGCUCACGACCACGUCUAACAUUCGGCGUCGAGAUAGAGUUUUGUCUCGCCUACCUCGUACCGUCCGGAACGAUCUACCGCAACGGAGGGCGCCCUCGGAAUGGUUUACCACAUACCACGAAUCCCGACCCUGAGGACGGACGUAUCGUCAAGGGAAUAGCAACGACCGAGCCCGAAGCCGCUGUACUUGACCAGUUAGAAGGGCUUGAGAAAUUCACGUAUACCGAAACCCGCGCUAUCCAACGACAGCGCGAAGCAUUCCAGCAUAUCAUCAAGGCUCUCGCAGAGUAUGGGAUCGCAUGUCGCGAUCGGUUUCCCAACAACAGAGCGGACCCCAACGCGGACCCCUUUGCGUGGACCUUGACGGGUGAUGGAUCGGUUGAUAAUCCUACUACGGACACAGCUGCAAACUACAAUUUCUGUGAUGUCGAGAUUGCUAGUCCUCCUUUCUACAACCAUCCAGACAGCCAUGCAGAAGUACAAAGGGUUCUUGAUAUUCUGACUUAUACAUACAGAAUCAACUGCGAUACCAACGAAACAUGCGGGCUGCACGUCCAUGUAUCUAGCGAUUGGAACCCCAAUCCCAACCUUGAACUCCCGGUAAAGCGAUCCCCAGGUUUCCACCCGAGGAAUCUGGCGAAUCUGAUGGCAACCCUCUGGGUCUUUGAAUCUGUCUUGGAAAUCAUCCAUCCAAAACAUAGGAGAAAAUACGCAUCAUGGAGCGCUUUUUGCGAGCCGCUUUGUGUUUCCAGCCAGCUUGCGAUGGAGUAUGACUCUGCUACAAACGAGGAGUGGAAGCGAGAUGGACUCAGGGGGUUGCUGAGUCUGAGAGAGGAACAGGAUUGUAAGGAGAUUUGUAAGCUGUGUGAACCGCAAGCUGAGCGUCUAGCUUAUAAUACUGAGAACCUCCGACUACUUUACGAGACAACACAGGAUAGGAAUAAAAGGACGAUUGAGUUCCGAGGUGCGCAGGCAUCGGUACUUAGCGAAGAGGUUUAUAAUUGGGCCAAGGUAUGUACGGGACUAGUUGAGUUUGCUGAUACGGUCGAUGAGAAGAUACUAGAUACGUUUCUUACGAUUCACCUUGACGACGAGCCUGGAGACUUUAGUGUCUUUGAGUUGGUGUGUGCUAUUGGCAGACCGGAACAAGCAGAGUACUACGACGAGAAGAGCCGGGAGCGAGAUCAAGAGGGAGGGGAUGAAGAAAGUACAACAUCCUACGAACCUGAAGAUUUCUGGAAUUUGUCGGACGUCGAUGAGGAUGAGAUCUAG
Molecule: messenger RNA, 1797 nt
Organism: Hymenoscyphus albidus
Lineage: Eukaryota; Fungi; Ascomycota; Leotiomycetes; Helotiales; Helotiaceae
Source: the annotation of a GenBank genome assembly